CCAGCAGCGCCUCGACUCUCAACCUACAGAGAGCCGGCAUCCCCAUCUCUCUCUCUCUCUUUCUCUCUCUCAUUCUCUCUCUACAUCAUACUGGGCUUUUGCUGUAACCUCCUUCGCUUCACUCAGUAGCGCCGGGCGUCUCAACGCGGCAACACGUUUUGGAGGGAGAUUUUUGACAUUUCAUUCUCUCCUACAAACAACCCCCGUGUGUAUAGGGAUCCGCCCACAUUCACGAAACUACCCACUUUUUUUUUGGUAACUAAACUUCAACGUGUAAAAAAAAAAAAAAAAAAAAAAAAUUCCCCCUCAAUUUUAUUUAAAUAUUUUUUACAAAAAAAAAAAAUUUUUAUUUUUUUUUAUUUUUUCCCUUUAAUAACAAUGUGCAAAAAAAGAAUUGGAUUAAUAGAAAAAAAAAUUCAAUGAAAAUUUUUAAAAGUGGAUAUUUCAAAUAAACGAAAAAAAAAAAAUGGAAAUUUCGGAUUAUUAUCCAACAUUAGACGGAGGUGGUGGUGAUAACAACAAUGUUAGUGACAGUGAUUCUGGUGUUGAAAAAGUUUUUUGUAACUGUGUUUGUUGUGAUUAUUAUGAUGAUGAUGAUGUGAAGGAGAAAUUAAUAAAAAAAAGUGGAUUUUCAAGGAUGUACUUGGUGACAAUUAGUGUACUUAUGAUCCUGAUGAGCCAUCCUCAGGGAAUGAUGGCCCACUCGAGUAAGGGUGGAGACAUAAGAGUGAAUGUCAUAGUGCCUAAGGAAGCCGAAGUUGGCACAUCCAUAAAUUUAAAAUGCGAGUGGAUUCUCAGUAAAGGGGAUACUCUUUACUCGGUAAAAUGGUAUAAAGACGAUCACGAAUUUUUUCGAUACGUUCCCGACCAGAAUCCAAAAAUUCAAACAUUUCCAUUAAACGGAGUCUAUCUUGACAAGACGGAGAAAACGGAGAAUUCGAUACGGUUGACGGAACUUACUUUGGGAAGUUCCGGCCAAUACAAGUGCGAAGUAUCCACGGAGGCACCAAACUUCGCCACAACUUAUCGCAAGGCAAAUCUCACAGUCAUUGUACCACCGGAAAGAAAUCCAGAAAUCAACGGUCUGGCUGGUGAAUACACAAUUGGUGAAAAUAUCACCGCUAACUGCACAGCUUUUGCCUCAAUUCCAAAGGCAAAAAUGCAUUGGACCAUUAAUGGAGAAACGGUCUCGAGUAAAAAUACAGUGAAUCAUCCGCCAAUGCAACCAAUCAACCCCUACGGUGUUGCCAUUGUUCCCAACAGAAUUGGAUUGCGAAUACAAGCUGAUGCAAAGCAUCAUGAUCGUGGUCGUAGUGAAGUCAAAAUUCGAUGUAUAGCAAAAGUGGGUUCAAAAAAUUACGAGACAGAGAAACGAGUUACAAUUUAUCAAUUGGAUAAUCAAAGGCUGCGUGCCAGUGAUCUUAGAGGAGGUUCCUAUUCAAUUCGCGGUGAAAUUUUACCCGUUAUCUUACCAAUUUUCUUGGCAUUAUUUUCAACGUGACCUGUACAAGAGGGCAAUACAAUCAGUCGAUUUUUUUUCUAGACAACGUGAUGUCAGUAUUAUUUAAUAUACUCGUUUCACGUCGGUUCAGUGUCAGUCGUCCGAUCCUUCGUAUAUAUAUAUAUAAAUAAAAAUAUUAUAUAUAAAUACAAAAGUUAAAAGAAAAGAAAGAAGAAAAAAAAAACCUUUAAAAAUUAAGAGUUAUAAAUUUGUAAAUGAAAUUCGAUGUUGAAUGAAUGUGAAUAAAUGAUACCAUAAGCGUUUUACAUGAUGAGAUGAGAUUAAAAAGUAUAAUCAUUAUUCUCAAUUUCAAUAUUAAUUUAAUUUAUUUAUUUGAAACAUUUUUCCCUGAGAAAUAAUUGAUUUCUUUUUUAUCUAAAUCUCUUAAAAUGAAUCAACGAAAUUUCAAAUUAAGAGAAAAUAAUUACAAACAACGCUGUAAUAAUAUUUAUCAAUUUUUCUACUGAAACAUACAGUCAACGAAAAAUUAGAAAAUGUUUUUUAUAUCCAAUUUUUUUAUUUUAUUGCAAAAAAGUUGUUUUUAUAUAUAUUUACUAUUUAUAUAAUUUAUAUAUAUAUAUAUAAUAAUAAUGAAAUAAUGUUUUGGGAGAGAAAGUGAUGAAUUGAUUCCAUAUCAAAGUGUGUCUUUUUCGGUAAGUUUUUGUCACCAAUUAUAACCGCUUAGAAUUAUUAUUAUUAUUAUUAUUGUUAUUAUAUAGGUAUAUUUGGAUGGCAAUAAUUCUCAUCAAGCGCCAAAAAAUAUAAUGUGUUAAAAAACAAAUGUUUUAUCAAUUAUCUCCAAACGUUAUGUAUUUUUUUUCUUGAAAAAUUGUUAAUAGAGUUAUUAUUGCUAUCCAAUUUUUGUAAAUAAAACAAGAAAAAAAACUGAUUUUUCCAACGAUCAAUCUCAUCGUGUAUAUAAUAUAUUCAAAAAAAAACCUUUGAAAGUUAGACAAACUAUUUAUUAAAAAAUGCGGCCAACGUUUUUCUGUCAAUUUUAAAAGGGGUGGGGGGGGAAAUAUUAUUUUUCAAAAACACAAUUAUUAUUAAUCCAACGAAACAUAACGAAAUUUUGCACACAUUACUAAUUAUUAUAAUAAUGAAAAUCGUUGUAAAAUUAAAUAAUUUCCAAAUUGAAAAAAUAAAAAAAAAAUUUAAAACAUUAAUAAAUACCGAUAAGUAUAUUCAAAAGUUUUAAUCAAAUUUCCCGCCCAAGCGAAUUUAAAUUUUCAUUUAUUAAAACAAUAUCAGGAGUUUAAUUUUUUUUUUCUCGUCUAAAAUGAAAUGUAAAUGCAGCGCAUAAUUUUCAACUUUACGUUAUAAAAAAAAAAAAAACUGAAUACCAACUUUUUCCCCCGUUUCUAAAUUUGUUAAACACAAAUUAAACUUUUAGAAAAUAUAAAAAAAAGGUAUAUUUUUAAAACGAAAAAAAAAAAUUAGAAAAAAAUCGGCGUUUAAGUUUAAAAGAAAAAAAAAAUUCUCCACCUCUCAAGGAGGAUUGCUUCUUGACCUAAAUGGAUGUCUUGCCAGUGAUUUCUUUAUCUUUCUCUCUCUCUCUCUCUCUUUCUCUCUCUUUCUCUCUCAUUCUCUAUUUCUAAAGUCAUCUUUCUACUCGUGGAAAUUAUUUUCUGAAAAUCCUGUCGCAGACACGACUCGUGGUCAAGUCAAGAUGCGGAGCAGAUGAAUCAAUAAGAAAGUCAGCCAUGUCAAAACCAUUACUCGAUGUCCCACGAAUGUAAGUUAAAGUGUUCGCAGAAAGACGGUAAAACGUUGGCCGGAAAACUGUGAAAGAAUUCACGGAUUCCGUUUUACAGUUCGCUCGGCUGCUCCUGACACUGAGACCGGAGAUAUAGAAGAAUAAAAUAGACAAGGGAGAAGUCGAGAUUUUAAAACUUAUGGAAUGAGAAAUAGACGUCAGUUAAAAAACAAGAGGAAAGUGAAUUAAUUUUAAAACUAGUAAUAUAGUUAAAAAUGAUAACGAAUAAAAAAAAAGAAAAAAAGAAUAUCAACUCAAUGAAAACUGAGAAAUAGAAAAAGGGUUGAUAAAAAGAAGGCUCUCUUAGAAAUAUGAAUAUAAUUUAAAUUUAUAAUUCGAAAUUACUCUCCAAAUCCGUUCUUUAAAAUUCUUUAAAUCUAUUUGGUUAUAUGGAAUAAUAAAAUAUUAUUUUAUACAAAAUAAAUUAAUUUAAUUGUCCAAUAAUAAUUAUUAUAACAAAAUUUAAAAAGAAAAAUUUAUUAUCAAAUAUUAUUAAAUGUUUUAAGUCUGUAACUGAAAAGGGUUUUUUUUUUUAAACAAAUUAUAAGACAAAAUUACAGUAUUUUCAAUUUGAAGAGUCGAAUUAUAAAUUCUUUUUUCCAAGCAAUUAUAUUCUGUUUGAUAAAGUAUCAGCAGAUAAAACUUUUUUUUUUUUCUUAAAAAGAAAAAGAACGUUGUUUACAGGAAAAUAUUUGUAUUCAAGAGGAAAUCUCCGUAAAAUCGACCCUCUAAUUGCUUCGGAAAUAACAUUUUCCCCUCCAAAGAUAAUAAGGGUUAAUUUCAGAAGGGUUACAGAAUUUCUAUUAUAUUUCUCAUUAAUUUUGAUAAUUUUUUUUUUCUGUUAACAAAUAAGAAAUGAUUUUCUUCUAAUUUGUUUUAAUUUUAAUAAAUUAAAAUAAAAAAUAGAGAACGAAACAAAACACACCUAGUCAUCAUUUUUUAAAAAAAAACCUUAAUUAUAAACAAUUUUUUCUCUUUAAUAAUUUUAAUUGCUUUCAUAAACUGAAAAUUCAAGAAAAUUUAUUUUAUCUUUUCUAUUUGAAUUUUUUGAAACAAUUUGUAAAUUUUCCAGACAAUUUUUCCCAUAUACAUAAUUAAUUAUACUUAAAUUUUCUCAUAUAUAUAUGUAUAUCAAUUUUUAUUGCUACAAAGACGUAAUCAACUAAUUAGCAUAUUUUGUUAAUUAUUCAAACGCUCGAGUAUAGAGAAAUAAAAGCAAAAAAAAUUAGAACACGAGAGAAAGAGAGAGAAAGAGAUAAGAACAACAGAAAAUAUAAACAGAAAAAUGAAAUAGAGUGAAGUGUAUAUAAAAAAAAAAUUGAAAGAAAAAUGUAAUGCAAAAAUCGAAAAACUAUGUAAAUAGCUGAAGGAAGAAAAAAAAAUCCACGAGAUGGGGAAAAGACAUAAACGUAAUAAAGAAAAUAAUAAGAAGUAGCAAGGUGUGAAUAAAAAUAUGCGACUUAACGCUGCGACUAAUGUCGCUGCACAUAUCACACAACACCACCGAUAAAUUUUCCUCUCAAAAAAAAUAAUGUAAAAAAAAAAAACUCAUCUAGACACUAUCUAACAAAAGCAAAAAUAUACACCUCGUAAAAUAAAUACACUCAUAUAAUAAUAUGGAACAAGUCAGUAAAAAUUCCAGUAGAUUAAGUGCCAAAAGAAACGCAAGAUUUCUCUUCUAUGUGGGAAGAGGGAAAAUGGACAAAAUGCCAUAUUUUUUGUUAUAAUCAUCGUAAUAAUUGUUCUCACAUAUAAAUAGAAGAAUAUAUACGUGGGCGAACAAAACAAUGAUUUAUCCUUUGAAAUAAAAAAAACACACCGAGAACAGGAGUGAAAAAAAAAAAUUUUUUUUUUUUAGGGUUAAUGAGCAACUUUUUAUGUCGAAAAAGCACACCUAUUAAAUAUAAGGGCAAUUUAUGCAUUGCACUGUUCACGUUCGCAAAUUACUACCGCGCUGUUAUGAAGGUUCGUUGGGAGCUUUCAAGUUCCAACUAAUAACAUAUACGCGCUAUAUCGCUUCUGGCGACAUGAAAAGUGAGCGAAUUUAUUAUACCACUAUAUUUCGGAAAAUGUCCUUAUUAUUUUCAUUAAACGUCAAUUAAACAUUUUAAUAAUAAUUUUUUUUUUUUUGUAAUGUCAUUCAAAAAGAACGGUCAAGUGGCUGAAAAUGAAAAGUAGAAAUUAUUUUUUUUUUCUUUGAAUCCUUAAUUUUCCUAUUUCGAAACUUCAACACUGAAAAAAGGGUUUGGUAUUGACAACCAAACGUUUAGUUCGUAUUUAAGCAACCAAAAUUUUUUUGUUGAAUCAACAAAAUUUUAAUUGUCUGAAUCAAAAUUUUGUUUGACACAAUCAAAAUUAGAAAAAAAAGGAUUUUUGUUGUCCUAACUAAAAUUUGGUUGGGACAACCAAAAUUUUGUUGAUUCAACAAAAAAAUUUUGUUUGCUUAAAUACCAACCAAACGUUUGGUUGUCAAUACCAAAUCCUUUUUUCAUUCAACUCCAGACAUUUCGAUAUUUAAUUCCACAAAAGUGAAAACCAUCUCCUAAUAAUUUGCAAAUUUUUAAAUCUAAUUCAGUUAAAAUUUUAAUAUAAUUUUUUGCACUAAGAAUUAAAAUACCCAAAAAAAUGUAUUUCUAUUUGUUUAUUAGACAAACUUAUUUAAUUUAUUGCAAAAAGUUAAAAUUUUAAUUGUAUUUAGAGUGUAUAACCGAAUUAUCAAAAAGUAAAAUAAAAAUUUCAAUAUGUGUAUAAAAUAUUAAUAUUAUAUUUUAAUCAUUAAAAUAUCGUAUAGUAAAAUAAUUGCCUCUCUAAAUUUGAAUUAGUGAAAAAGUCACUGGUCUCAAAUUAGUCGAUAAAUUCUAGCUAUUUGAAUCAGUAACAUUUCACUGAUUUUCAGUCAAAGUAAUUGAUUCUCCAGUGAAAUGUCAAUGAAAACCACUGAUUCAAAUAGCUAGAAUUUAGCGAAUGAUUUGAGACCAGUAACUUUUUCACUGAUUCAUAUUUAGAGAGUGCAAUUUUAAUUCAUAUAGCAAAAAGUCAGUCAUUGAUUAAAAUUAUUAAAAAAAUGUAACAAAUAAACAUUUUUUUUUUUUUAAUAUUUUCAUAACAAGGAACAAAGUACGAAAAAUAAUCAUGUAAAAACAAAAGCACUCACUUAGAACUCAUUUUAAAAUACCGUUUUUAACCAUAAUAAUCAAAAACAACUGCUCCUGAAAAUGUUUUUCUUUCUCGACAUUUUUCCUCGACCUUUUGCUUCAAACUACUUAAAUAACGAAUACACCCGUACAUAUAUACCAGUCUGCCUAUAUAUUUAUGUCAUGAAACAUUUUCUCGCUAACAUUUACGUUUUUCUUUCACUUCUUCAUUACCUUAUUCGUUUUCCCGGAAAUUUUAUGACUGUGUAAUUAAACAUCAAGCUGGCAAUAUAUACAUAUACCUAUAUAUAUAUAUAUAUAAAAAACACAAGUAAGAUCAUUCUUAGAAUCGGCUUUUUUAAGGCGCCUCCCUUUUUUUUAUGUGAAUUUAACUUGGUUGUAGCAUUUUUUUUUUUUACCACUCUCGCAACUUGUUUUAUAGUUCAAUUAUCAAGCUACGUAACAAUGUACAGAUUGAAGCACUAAAAAUUUCAUUUCUGACAUGCAGGCGAUAAAGUACAUCAGAGCCUUCGUAGAAUACACCUUUUUCUCUAUUUUUAUUAUUACCUUUUUUAAUUUCUAGGUAGAAAGUCUCUGUCUGGAAGUUAAGUUUCCUCAUUUUUUUUUUCUUUUUGGUUUUUUUUUUUGUCACGAAAAAAAAUCAUGGUGAAAAUGAACACAAAGAGAUCGUUUCUUUGACAUUAUUCUCGUCAUUAUUAUUUUUAUUUUAGCCGGUCUCAUUAAACUUUACCCAGAGAACUUUUUGUUUUAUAAACAAUACAAUUUUCUCUAAAAAUAUAAACUUUUUGUCUUGCAACAUUUUUUCUUUUUUUUCCCCCUAAGUGACAUUUCUUUUCAUUUCACCCCAAUGGGAAACUGCCACGAGUAACCAUUGGCGUAUUAAUGGCCCAAUGAUGGGAGCCAAUGAAAAAACCAUUGGCACCCAAUAAUGGACCAUUAUUGGUAAAGUCAUGGGCUGUCCACGCCGAUGCCAAUGAUUGGCAACCAUCAUUGGCAAAUUAUUGGCAACCAAUAAUUAGCCAAUAUUAAAAAUUUUAAUAAUAAUUUAAAAAAUCAAUAAUUUAAAAAAAAAAUUAUAUUUUUAUUAUUUUUUAAUAGUUAUUAUUAUUAUUAUUUUAUUUUUAAUAAUUAAAUUAAAAUAAAAAAAUGGUCAUCAAAGUAUUAGUGAAACUAUUUCUUCCAAAAAAGAGUUUGUCUCAAAUCCAAUUAAUAGAAGAGACAUCGGGCAGAAAAAAAUUUCGACGAGAAAAAAAUUU
Leptopilina boulardi is the source of this 7668-nucleotide messenger RNA. RefSeq names its product junctional adhesion molecule 2A-like. The transcript is spliced from 5 exons. NCBI's taxonomy places the organism in Eukaryota, Metazoa, Arthropoda, Insecta, Hymenoptera, Figitidae. Bases 467 to 1501 code for a protein of 344 amino acids. The record is from RefSeq and is a predicted model, not a curated record.